Molecule: messenger RNA, 1585 nt
Organism: Hibiscus syriacus
Lineage: Eukaryota; Viridiplantae; Streptophyta; Magnoliopsida; Malvales; Malvaceae
Exons: 5
Coding region: 14-1504 (496 amino acids)
Source: RefSeq, a predicted model, not a curated record
UCUUUGAAAAACAAUGGAUUUCCAAUGCCUUACAAGGAAAGAGCUCCAGUUUCUUUGCAAGAGAAACAAAAUCCCAGCUAACAUUACUAACGUUGCCAUGGUUGAUGCUCUCAACGCUCUUGAGCUGGUUGAAGGACUUGAGGAGCUGCAGAAUCAAUCUCAAUCCCCAGGAAAGACUGUGAAUAAGGAAAUUCUUGGUACUGUUACCCGGACUUCAACUAGUAGAAAGCCCAGCAAGGAAGAACAAAGCACACAAUCAACCAUCCGAACCCGAAAAACUGCAAGAAAAACAAUGGCAGUGGAAGAAGAAAACAAGAACUUGAAUAUGCCUGAGGUUGAGGUUAAGGAUCAGAGGAAGAGUGAUGUAGUUGAGACUCCAUUGCCAAGUGGUAGGAGCAAAGUCAAGGCUCAGAAAGAAGGUUCAUUGCAGCCUACCUACAGUACAAGGCGGUCGGUGAGGUUGCUAGGGAAGAGCAUGACUGGAUUGAGUAUCAAGGAGAGUGAGAAAAUGCCUGCAAAGGUUGAUGAAAUGGUAGAAGGUGAAGAUGGAAGAAAAAAUGGUCAAUCUGGAGCUACACUAGAACUACCUUUGGCUCGGAAUUUAAGUGUAUCUCUUGAAGAUGAAAGGGAAUUGAAAGAUGAUGUUGAAUGUGUCAAUGUAGAAACUGAUGAGAAGACUGAACUAGAAAGUGAUGACAAGAUUGCAGAUGAUCCUCUUGGAAUCAUAGAUCCAAAGGAUUCUGAUAAUAGUGCUGUCUCUGAAGAUUCCAUCAACUUAAAUGAGGAAUUGGUAGCUGAUAAGGCUGAUGAUGUUGCUGUUUCCAAUGAUGCAUGCGAGAUCGAGAACUUAAAUGAGAAAUCGGUAGCUGAUGAGACCAAGGAAGCUUAUGAGGAACCGGUUGUUGAUGAGACUAAAUCAAUUGCAGUACUGAUUGCAAAUGUUGACGAUCUACCUGAAGAAGUUUCUGAUCAUUCUUCAUCAGCAGAUAUGGAGGCAAUGCAUAAUGAUGUAACCAUACUUCCGAAAGCUGAAGAGCAUGCUGAUGGUGAUGUAUCUCAAAACGUUUUGGUUCUCCCUGCGGAAGGUCAUAUGGAUUCCUCAAAAGAGAAGGGAAAUGAAGAAUCUAAUGAUGAUGAUACAUUCCUUGGCGACUAUGACAUCAAGAAUGACACAGGAUCUGAAAGUAAAUCACUAGCUGAAGAGCAAAUCACUGCUGAUGCUCAAGUGUUCCAGAUCUCCCUGCAGAAGUUCAUAUGGAAUCCUCUGCAAAAAAGGGAAAUGAAGAAUCUAAUGAUGAUGAUGAUGCAUUCCUUGGUGAUUCCAACAUUGAUGAUGACACAGGAUCUAACAGCAAAUCAUCAACUGAUCAACUACAAGAGGAAGUUUUAUGUGAACAAGAAGGUAGAAGUAUUCCAACAGGUGCCUACAGCUAUGAGGGCCCAAGGAAUAUGGUGUAUGAAGAAUCUGAUGAUGAUGAUGAGGCAUCAUCUGAGGAUUCCAUGACAAACAUGGUGUCUGAAGAAGCAUCAGUUGAUGCAAAUGUAACCGAAGCUGAAACCACCCUUGUGAGUUCAUUCCACAGAG